Molecule: messenger RNA, 2606 nt
Organism: Chelmon rostratus (copperband butterflyfish)
Lineage: Eukaryota; Metazoa; Chordata; Actinopteri; Chaetodontiformes; Chaetodontidae
Product: adhesion G-protein coupled receptor G2-like
Exons: 10
Coding region: 173-1705 (510 amino acids)
Biological process (GO): cell surface receptor signaling pathway; adenylate cyclase-activating G protein-coupled receptor signaling pathway
Cellular component (GO): membrane
Molecular function (GO): G protein-coupled receptor activity
Source: RefSeq, a predicted model, not a curated record
GGUGUGUGUGUUUUGAUAUGCAGGUUUAGCAGAAACAAAGUACAAGCUCACCAUCCAUCCACAUGAAAAGAUACACUGUGUGUCAUGUGAGCCACCGAGAAAAAAUUGUACUGAUGCCCCCCCGAUUGAGUGCAACAACGUCAGCAGUAGCCUAGAAAACGCAGUAAAUAUCAUGUCGAAUCUCGCCUCCAUGCAGAAAACGAUGGGCAAUUCCACCACAGCAGCCAUUCAAAUAGGCGACAUUAAAGGAGUGAUCACUAAACUGUCCCGCACAGACCAAACCAACAUCAACACUGGCAUUACAACAAAUACAGAUUUCAAUGUUCUCAAAGAGGACACUGAUUUGGCGACAGACUACUCUAGAGUCGUGCACAUCCCCAGAGAGGCCUACAACAUGGCAAUACAAGGAAAGGGUUCAUUUGCAGGUGUUCUGCUUUUUCAAGGAAUCCAUCAGGAUGACCCCAGCAGUUCUUUCCUCAACAAUGAGAUGAUAGGAAUUGAAAUGGGAGCAGAAAUAUUCAAUCUCUCACACACCAUAGACAUUCAUUACAAAAAAGUGGACAAGAAAGGAAACAUUGCUUCUUGUAGGUCAUGGGACGGCAAAGGUACUGUGAAAAUGUUCUUUUGGUACUUUAAAGCAGCGUUUAAGCAGGACUUGCGCCUCACCUCAGCCAUUAAUGUGAAAAAGACCUUGGGUACUUUCAUGUCUUCUGCCUUCGUAGGAAGAAAACCAAUCUGGGUCACGGAUGGCUGUCGGACAAAUGAGGCUGAUGACAGCAUCACUUGCCAGUGCUCUCAUCUAACGUUUUUUGCCAUACUCAUGUCACCUCCACCUCAGAACUUGAGCUCUACAGAUUUUACAGCUCUUUCCUACAUCACGUCAGUCGGCUGCGGUCUGUCCAUGUUCUUCCUGAUGGUGGCUCUCUUCAUGCAUUGUCUCAUCAGAAAAAUAAAAGCAAGCCAAGCAACUCUGCUCCUGAUCAACCUCUUUGUUGCCAUGUUCUCCCUGAACUUGUCCUUCCUGGUAAACGAGAGCAUUGCGGGCCUGGGGAACUUUGCCGCGUGUGUGGCGAUCGCGGCAGUCAUGCACUACACUAUGUUGGCCACUUUUACCUGGUUUUUCAUACAGGCUCUGCACCUGUACUUCAAUCUGUGGAAGAUCUCGACCGAAAUCAAACAUUAUAUGACCAAGAUUUGCAUCACUGGAUGGGUCACACCAGCUGUGGUGGUGAUUGCUCUUCUCGCCUUGGGAAAAUAUGAUCACAUGGUCACAUAUACUGAUGAUGGGAAUUCAGCUAAAAUGUGCUGGAUCUCUGAUACCGUUGUCCACCAGGGGGUGAACAUUAGUUAUUAUGGUAUAGUGUUCAUAUUUACCUUUACCGUAUUCAUCAUAACUGUACGGCAGAUUGUUUUGUUAAAGCCCACGGCAGGGAGAGGCCAGGACAUCAGCUCCAUCAAGACAAACUCCACCUCCAUCAUGGGCCUGCUCCUCCUGCUCGGCUUGACCUGGGCAUUCGCUUUCUUCAGCUAUGGACCUCUGCGCAUACCCUCCUACUACAUCUUCACCAUCCUCAACUCCUUUCAAGGUUUCUUCCUGUUUAUCUACUAUUACAAGUCCAGCAAGAGUGGAGAGGACAGAAACGUCACAGCCAGCAGCAGCAGCACAGCUACAUCAAACACUGCUGUCGUAUCUCCAUAUCAGUAAAGCUUUGCACUGUUCUAAGAUGAUCCUGACACAAGAGGGCAACAUUUCAUUUCAUGUAGUCCAGUAUAGUUCUCAUUCUUCCUGACUCUCAUGCCCCCCGCCGCUAUGAAACGCCUUGUGCUCUGGGCCACCCUGACCAGAAAUAGCUAAUCUAGAUUACCUUCAUUGAGAAAAUUGCUCAAGCGAGCAGAGCGCUGACAGAGGAGACGGAGAAGCCACUCGUGCCGAUGACUGUGUUGCAACAGAGGCCCCCGUCUGACUCACUGAGAAACUCUGCAGAGAAGUUUGUGAUUCACUCAAAACUAUGUCACAGAACGCUUAAAUCAAAGCUUCAGUCAUACACUGGAAUGCAGGGUGUAAAUGUUUAAGAAGAAAAAUAUUGCCCCUUUAUGACUGAUGCGGUUGUCAUAUGCACUGAAGAUGGCAAGACUUAGCAAAAACAAGGUGAAGGGAAGGCUUGUCCCUCACAUGCUUCACAGUGUCGGGGGCCGAGCUAGCCAGCUAGCGCUUUGCGUGCCUGCAGAUAAUUACCUUGUGCCUACAGAGAGCAGUAUCCACUGUGCGUGGAGCCUUUACUGGCUAACAAGAAAUGAGCUCAUGGUUACCUAGUGAUAAGAGGCCUCAGGGCAUGCCAUUAUGCUGAAACUAUUCUCUGAAAUAUGAAUAUAUUUAACUAGCGUUUAUACCACUUAGCAAACUGGGAUAUGGCAAAUAAGGGAAACAUGUAAUUUUUUGUGUUGUUAUCCAUUAAUUUGUACAUUUUGUCUCUAAGCCUGACAUGAUUAAGAUGUGUGUUCAAUAUUCUUUUUAAAGAGUUUUAAAGUUCAUUACAGUUUCGGUCUGAAAACAUUUACCAUGUUAUGUAAUGUUUGAAUGCAUAGAUAUCAACCUUUGCUGCUCA